Dacryopinax primogenitus is the source of this 1689-nucleotide messenger RNA. RefSeq lists its product as uncharacterized. Bases 1 to 1689 code for a protein of 562 amino acids. The transcript has 10 exons. Gene Ontology annotation, biological process: methionyl-tRNA aminoacylation. Gene Ontology annotation, molecular function: methionine-tRNA ligase activity; ATP binding. Lineage: Eukaryota; Fungi; Basidiomycota; Dacrymycetes; Dacrymycetales; Dacrymycetaceae. The record is from RefSeq and is a predicted model, not a curated record.
AUGGACGGGGUCUGCACGCUGUCGGAAAUCAUGGUGGUUUGCAGAGAAAGUGAGGAUAGGAGGGAGCACAAGCCAUUCUACGCAACCACGCCGAUCUACUACGUCAAUGCAGCCCCUCAUAUAGGUCAUCUCUAUUCCUCAGUAAUUGCCGAUGUCGUGGCGCGAUGGUCCCGCCUCCGUCAUCCCGAUCGACCAGUCAUACUGUCAACAGGCACGGACGAGUUUGGUAUGAAGGUCCAGCGCGCGGCAUUCACCGCAGACAGGGACCCAAAAGACUUUUGUGACAUCGUGAGCCAGAAUUUCCGAGAUCUGGCGGACGCCGCAAACAUUCGUUAUACCCGCUUCAUACGAACGACUGAACAGGUUCAUCAAGACACGGUACAGUGGGUCUGGAAGGAACUUGUAAAACGCGACCAAAUCUACAAGGGGAGCCAUUCGGGUUGGUAUUGCGUAGCGGACGAAUGUUUCUACCCCGAUACUCAGAUAGAAAUGAAAGAUGAGCGCCGUGUCUCCAAAGAGACUGGCCGCCCUGUGGAAUGGUAUGAGGAGGAGAACUACAUGUUUCGGCUAUCCGCCUUCCAGGAACCCCUCCUAAAGUGGUUAACUGUCAAUCCCGAAGCAAUUGUUCCGAGCAAACGAUAUAAGGAGGUGGUGAAUAUCGUGCAGGAUAUAGGCAACUUGCGCGAUCUGUCUGUUUCACGCCCUAGAUCGAGACUUGGGUGGGGGGUUCCAGUACCUGACGAUCCGGAACACACAGUUUACGUGUGGUUGGAUGCGCUUGUCAAUUAUUUGACCGUUACCGGAUAUCCCUGGGAUGGAGAUACUUCUUCCCUAGCACACGGCUGGCCAGCAGAUGUACAGGUCGUUGGCAAGGACAUCGUGAAAUUCCACGCCAUAUAUUGGCCUGCAUUCCUUAUGGCUGUGGGCCUGGAUCUUCCCAAACAGAUUCUUGCUCAUGCGCACUGGACGAUGGAUCGAAAGAAGAUGUCCAAGAGUGAAGGGAAUGUCGCCGACCCAAACGAAGCCAUCUCAAGAUAUAGUGCUGAUGUUGUACGGAUGUAUUUGUGUUCAGCUGGCGGCAACUUGACAGAUGAUGCUGAUUGGUCGAACGAGCGGCUGCAGGGAUUCUAUAAUGGAACCUUGCGACACAACCUCGGUAACCUUCUCCCCCGCAUGAUGAGCAAGAAUAUCAUUGGCAGAGCGCGUUUGCAGAAGUCCGUCUAUUCGGGAGAAGAAAACGUGAAUGAGGAGGACAAAAAAAUUCACGACCUUCUGAAACAACUGCCCGGUAUUGUGGAAGAGCACAUGGAUCGGAGAGAAUUUGGUCAUGCUGCCAAUGCUUUGGAGCACUGCAUCACCGAAGCGAAUGGAUACUUCACACAUUUGACCCCUUGGAAGACCACCCAACCAGUCGAAUCGGUAGCGCGAGCCCAAUUCUAUUGCUACGAGACCCUUCGCAUCGUCGGAAUACUUUUGCAACCAUUCAUGCCGACAAAGGCAUCCCAGCUAUUGGAUAUUCUGAAAGUGACUGGUCGAGACUUUGGAGCUACAAAGAUCGCCGCCGAAGGAGAAGGGGCGCAAUUGCGUCCCGACACGAUGGACAUCCUCUUUCCGCCACUUGCAGAAGAGAACAGCAAUCCUGCUCAGAUGAUUAAGAAAACCAAGAAGGAAAAGAAGAGACAAAGAUAA